CUACGGCGAGUCGGAGGUAAUAAGAUGGCGGCCGCCGAAGAAGAAUGUGGUGUUGGGGCCGACGCGGACCAAGAAUUGGAAGAGCUUUUGGAAAGUGCCCUUGAUGAUUUCGAUAAGGCCAAACCCUCCCCAGCACCCCCUACCACCAUGGCCCCUGAUGCUUCGGGGCCCCAGAAGAGAUCGCCAGGAGACACUGCCAAAGAUGCCCUCUUCGCCUCCCAAGAGAAGUUUUUCCAGGAACUGUUUGACAGUGAACUGGCUUCCCAAGCCACUGCAGAGUUUGAGAAGGCAAUGAAGGAGUUGGCUGAGGAAGAGCCCCACCUGGUGGAACAGUUCCAAAAGCUCUCAGAAGCUGCUGGGAGAGUGGGCAGUGAUGUGACCUCCCAACAAGAAUUCACUUCUUGCCUAAAGGAAACACUAAGUGGAUUGGCCAAAAAUGCCACUGACCUUCAGAACUCAGGCAUGUCAGAGGAGGAGCUGACCAAGGCCAUGGAGGGACUGGGCAUGGAUGAAGGGGAUGGGGAAGGCAACAUCCUCCCCAUCAUGCAGAGUAUCAUGCAGAACCUACUAUCCAGGGAUGUGUUGUACCCAUCCCUGAAGGAAAUCACAGAAAAGUAUCCAGAAUGGUUGCAGAGUCAUCGGGAAUCUCUACCUCCAGAACAGUUUGAAAAAUAUCAGGAACAACACAGUGUCAUGGUCAAGAUAUGUGAGCAGUUUGAGGCAGAAACCCCCACAGACAGUGAAGCCACUCAAAAGGCUCGUUUUGAGAUGGUGCUGGAUCUUAUGCAGCAGCUGCAGGACUUGGGUCAUCCCCCAAAAGAGCUGGCUGGGGAAAUGCCUCCUGGCCUCAACUUUGACCUGGAUGCCCUCAAUCUAUCGGGCCCACCAGGUGCCAGUGGCGAACAGUGUCUGAUCAUGUGAAACACUACACGUUUUCCUUCCUGAUUCCCAGCCAUGGGGAACAUCUGGAAUCAGCAGAACCACUGGGAGCUGAGGCAGGAGUGUCGUCUGCGCAAGCGAUCUGCCCACUGCCUUCUGCCAUGCCACCCAAGACUGUGCCAUACCAGCUGAGGCUUUCUCUCUCUUUGAGGAAUAGGGUCCAUGCUAUAGGCCAUUGUUUUGAGCCCUACUCCAUUGCAGUUGCUGCUGCUAGCAAAAGCCCAGCUACCUGCCCUGUGAAGGAAGGCAUUCCUUUUAGGGCGGGCAUCUUCUUCCCCACUCCAAAAAUAAUGUUAUAUAUGGCCACACUGAUACUCACCUUUACACCCAGGGUCUUCGUGUCCUGUCUCUAUUCCCUCUCAUGGACCUGGGGAAUGGGAACAGAGUCCUGGGAUUCUAUUCCUACAAUUCUCUUGGGCAGGGCCUUUGGGAAUAGAGAGGAACUGAGCCUGGACUGGGGCAAUACGUCUGUCACCAUGCCCUCUUACCUUCAGACAGAGUGUUCUGAAUUCUCUGAGGGGAAAGGAAAUGAGGACCUUUGCAUCUAAUCACAGUAGGAUUUGGAAGAGAAGCCCUUGGAUUUUCCUCUCUCCAAGUAAUGAGCCCACAACUCCCCACCCCAACCUGACAACUCAAGUUGCUGCUCAGGUUCUUUCUACAGUGCUAUGUGAUCUAGGUGAACCCAGCCACUGACCUUCCUUUGCCUUUCCUCUCAACUCCUUUCUUUUUUAAAUACCUGUUUGCUCCAACCCUUCUGCAAGCCCAAGCUGUGACAAACGAGGGCCCAUCCUGUUUCUCCUCAUCUGGUCCAGCCAUCAUUCUCACUGGCCCCCUCUCUUCCUGGCAAAUGCAUAUAAUUGUAUUGUCAGGUCUGGGGAAUGAAUGACCUUUCUUCCCCCAGAUAUAUUUUGCUUAUUUGAGACAUCUAAUUUUCUUAGAAUCCUGUCCCUUGAUUCAGGGAGGUGGAUUGGGAAAGGGGAAGGGGUGCAAUUUGGGACCGUUUUCCUGCAGGCCCCAUGGGGCACUGUCUAAUAAAUAUUCUGAGUGAGGAGUGUGGCCUGUUUUUCAUUCAGGUCUUUUUCUAACAUUCCUCAGCUUCUGUAAAGUACAGAGUGAGGAAUGUUAGAAGACUAAUUCUGGGCUCCCAGUGGCUUAUGGUGGAAAAACCUCCCUCUGUCCCUCCACCCUUCAGUUCCCCUGCCCCAUUCUCCAGUUCAGUUUGCAUCUCAGUUGGAGACUCAAUAGCCAUCUUUCCUCAUAUCCUCUUGAGUAUUUACCUCUGGGAAACCCUUCAGAUGGUAUUGUAUUGUAACAUUUCACAUUGUUAUUAUUAAUGUUAGUGAUAUAUUGUUAACAUGUUUUCUAAACGAUUUUUGAGCUGACUCUGCCCUUUUCUCUGGGAGCCAGUGGGUUCAUAAACCUUGGCUACCAUAUGUUGGUGGAUCCUUGGGUCAGACCAGCUGGCUUUCCUGGUUCAACACUCAGAAAAUAACUGUUGCCAGAGCAAAUUCACAUUCAUCAUCUGAGUCACUUUAAGCUCCUGACGUGUCAUUUUCCCCUGGGUUAAGACUUUUUAUUCCUUGAAAUCCCACACCUUCUAUGGGGCCAGCAAGGAAGGAAAUGCUCUUGAGGCCUCAAGCUGUUUGGGAUGGUCCAGUUACUAUACCUUAUCAGGGUAUGGAAGAGCCUAGGACUGAAUCUGACACUUCUCCACUGUGCAAGAGAUGGGAAAAAAUACUAGGAGACUUGUGAUGAUAGUCACAGAUCCUGAAUAGCUAAAAUUCUUUCCUUAUAGCUUCUGCUAAACACUCGACUAGGAUAGAGAGAAAGAAAAACAAAAGGGCCCUGCCCCUAGAACCUUUUGCCCACUGUCGUGCCAGUUUUCUUUUUCAAAUUCUUACUUCUGCUGUUUGACCCACAGCUCACUCCAGAAGUCUAAAUAGAUGCCCUGGUUUAUUUUAGCUUUGUUCCCAAGUCACUUGUUUUUGUUUUUAUUUUGAUUGAACAUGGGCAAGUUGACCUCAGGUGACAUUCUGUUCUAAAAAUACUAUUUGAAUUAUUUUAAGACGUGGAGGGGUGGAGCUUAGCACUCUAGGGUAGUCCUUUUCAAACUGUGUGGGUAAAAGAACACUUUUGCUUUUUGUUUUUAAAAUAUCCAGUUCUUCAUGUACCAACACGUGUUUCUAUUGCCUGUGACUAGUGUUCUGCUCAUACUGUAUGCUACCCACCAUACAAUUUGGAAAGCACCCGAACUGGCCAGACCUUGUUCAGCAAGAUAAGUCCACUAGUCAUGUACCUGGGUGUCACAGCAAUGUCAAAAUGCUAAAAAGUAUCUAAACACUGAAUUUCUUACUCAUCCUGUCACAGCUGGUACAAACCUGGUCACUGACCGGUACAAGUCUGCGAACCACCUUUGAGUUGCACUGCUCUGGGGCUCUCAAUCUCUCCAGAGCUCCUAGCCACACUUACAUAUUUUUUAUACUUGGAUUUCUCUUUUGUAUGAAGGUUGCCUCUAGAGACUUUUUCUUUAGCAAGACUACGUCAGUACAAGAACAUGGCUAGCAUUUUUCUAGCCUGCCUUUUCUUCUACUUAAAAAAAAAAAAAAAAAAAAAAACCCAUUACAGAGCUUAGGUUUGAGUUGUAUGUGAAAUAUUUAUGCUGUUCUCAAACUCCCAAAAUUCUGGAUGUUAGAAAACACAUUUGUGAUCAUAUGGAUGAUUUCAUGAGUUUAGAAAAGAAUUCUUACAGAAUUUGUGAUAAUGGGCAUUUUCCUGUGACUCAGGAUUUAACAUCCUGGCAAUGGCUCCAGGAGAUGGCUCGAGUAUGCUGUUGAGAUGGCCUUUGGAAACUUGGGAAAAACGAUGGCUCACAUUAAAUGAAAUAGAAAUGACAGACUGUAGGGGAAAGGAUCAAGAGGCUCAGAGAAAGUGAGCAUGCAAGAAUGAAUCUGUUUUAUAAAACUGGAAAACACCAGCUGACUGAGUUCUUCAGGAAGGCCUGGAGAAAACUUUUUUCUGAAGGCAGUGAAAAAUAUACUGAUGAAGGGGUAACCAUCAUCUUUGAGAAGUUUAGAAGUGGGACUGGUGGAAGGAGAUGUCUACCUAGUAUCACUGGGAAUGAUAGGAUCCUGGCAUGGUAGAGGUAAAGAUGGUAACACUUAACUCUCAGGCACGAGAUGGGGUGAAUUUCCUUAAUGGGUAAUAAGGACAAAGUGGAGAUAGUUAAUAGAAUGAGUUUCAUAGGGGCAAGGUAGAUGGGCAGUUGGUAAGGGUAUUGAUUUAUAUAUAAUUAAGAGAGAUCAAGUGUGAUUAAGCAGAAGGCUAAGGUUCAGUAACUUCAGUGGAAAGUCAGAAUUCCUUGCCCAGAUUCCAAGACUGAGAUGGUUCUUAACCUAUCAAUUGAAAGACCAAUUCCCCGUGAGGAAGGACCCUACAACACUAUGGCAAGUAUGUAGAGUAGUGACUCCUCUGUCCUUCCCCAAGGAACGUAUAGUCAUUUAUUUGAUUAAUCAUACACUGGGGAAAGAGGAAUAACCAGAUAUUUUGAGAACUGUUGAAUACAGGGCCUGAGUUGACACUGAUACCGAGGGACCCAAAGACCAUCAUGACUCUUCUUCCCUCUCUCAUCCCACCCCUAUUACAGGAGAUUAUGGGGUGGCAGGUGGUCAGGUAAUAGAGUUCUGGCCCAAAUCUGUCUCACAGUGGGCUCCAAAAACCCACUUUAUGGUCAUUUCCCUAGUAUCCAAAUGUAAUCAGAAAGAACAUAUUUGACAGUUGCCAGAAAGUCCAAGUAGAAGCCCCUGAAACUGUACCCUCACCUCUGCCAAGAUAGUAAAUAAAAAACACUGUUGCAUUCUGGGGAAUUUGGCAGAGAUUUAGUGUCACCCUCAGAGACUUAAAGGAUGCAGGAGUGGUGGUCUCCAUCAUGUCCUCAUUUUGUUCACCUCUGGGGUCCCUGCAAAAAUUAGGAGGCUUCUGGUGGGUAAAAUGGACUACUGCAAACUUAGGCAGGUAGUAGUUGCAAUUACAGUCUGUGCCAGAUGUGGUUUCUUUACUGGGUAGAGAACACAGUCUCUGGUAUAGGUGUGUGGCUAACAAGGCUAACCGGGGCUCAGCAAACUACAGCCCAUAGGUCAAAUCCUGCAUAUUGCCUAUUUUUAUAAAUAAAGUUUUAUUGGCACACAA
Choloepus didactylus (southern two-toed sloth) is the source of this 5124-nucleotide messenger RNA. RefSeq names its product peroxisomal biogenesis factor 19 (gene PEX19). Bases 25 to 921 code for a protein of 298 amino acids. Gene Ontology annotation, cellular component: peroxisome; peroxisomal membrane. The record is from RefSeq and is a predicted model, not a curated record. The transcript has 8 exons. NCBI's taxonomy places the organism in Eukaryota, Metazoa, Chordata, Mammalia, Pilosa, Megalonychidae. Gene Ontology annotation, biological process: protein import into peroxisome membrane.